Molecule: messenger RNA, 6724 nt
Organism: Acipenser ruthenus (sterlet)
Lineage: Eukaryota; Metazoa; Chordata; Actinopteri; Acipenseriformes; Acipenseridae
Gene: msi2b
Product: musashi RNA-binding protein 2b
Exons: 16
Coding region: 159-1403 (414 amino acids)
Cellular component (GO): cytoplasm
Molecular function (GO): RNA binding
Source: RefSeq, a predicted model, not a curated record
CCCGAGCGGGUCGGGGGGGAGGGAGCGAGGCUGAGCUGAUCCCACGUGUGACGAUCGCAUUCCCGGCUCAGUAAUAUUCUCUUAGCGGGGCUUCGCUUAGCUUCUGCUCUGUCUGUGUGUGUGUUUGUUAGUUACUGCCUAUAUAGUUGGGUUAGAAUAUGGAGGGAGACGGGAGCCAAGUAACCUCUGGAAGUCCAAAUGACUCGCAACACGACCCGGGUAAAAUGUUUAUCGGCGGCUUGAGCUGGCAGACUUCUCCAGAUAGCCUUAGAGACUAUUUUAACAAAUUUGGGGAAAUUAGAGAAUGCAUGGUAAUGCGAGAUCCUACAACAAAACGCUCCAGAGGUUUUGGGUUUGUCACGUUUGCCGACGCAGCCGGCGUCGAUAAAGUGUUAGCGCAGCCCCAUCACGAACUGGACUCCAAGACGAUUGACCCUAAAGUUGCCUUUCCCAGAAGAGCCCAACCCAAGAUGGUCACAAGAACAAAGAAAAUAUUUGUAGGCGGAUUAUCUGCAAACACAGUAGUGGAAGAUGUGAAGCAAUACUUCGAGCAGUUUGGGAAGGUAGAAGAUGCCAUGCUUAUGUUUGAUAAAACUACUAACAGGCAUAGAGGAUUUGGAUUCGUAACUUUCGAAAUAGAAGAUGUGGUGGAAAAAGUCUGUGAAAUUCAUUUUCAUGAAAUCAAUAAUAAAAUGGUAGAAUGUAAGAAGGCCCAGCCGAAAGAAGUGAUGUUCCCCCCGGGGACGAGGGGGCGUGCUAGGGGACUCCCCUACACCAUGGAUGCCUUCAUGCUCGGAAUGGGGAUGUUGAGUUACCCAAACAUUGUUGCAACAUACGGUCGUGGAUACACUGGAUUCGCCCCAAGCUACAGUUACCAGUUCCCUGCACUAUUACCAUAUUUAAAUGCAAGCUUCCCGGCGACGGCUUAUGGACCGGUGGCGGCUGCAGCGGUGGCAGCAGCACGAGGCUCAGGGUUCCCCGAUUAUGGUUUCUAUUCCUCGCCCAGCGAUCACCGGGGGGCCCCCUUCUCGUUCGCGGACUAUGCCUCCCUGGGGCCCCAGGCUGCUCAGAUGCUACAAAGUGAGCAUGCCGCUUCCGCCAGCAACUCUCCCCUCCACCACCUGCCCAGCCCGGAUCAGUUUAAGAACCCAGUCCUGAAUAGCUACACUGCUCAUCCGAAUUUUGGCGCCCCUGCUUCCCCGGCAGGCACCAACCACGUCCGGCCAGGCGGAUUCCCCGGCGCCAACAGUCCAGGGCCUGUCGCUGACCUCUAUGGUACCGCCAGCCAGGACUCUGGUGUUGGUAACUACAUAAGUGCUGCUAGCCCCCAGCCAGGAUCCGGCUUCGGGCACAGCAUUGCAGGUCCGUUGAUUGCGACAGCUUUUACAAACGGAUACCACUGAAACCUAACAAGUGGUUGGUUGCCAUCUCACUUUGAGCAGAGUAUAUCAGGAGGCCCGGGCAAGACGGGGAGAAGUUUCUAAUUGGUUCUGCAUACAGAUGAUGUCAUCAAACUUCAAGCACUACAGCAAACCAGUGGAGACGGGGAAACUGGAGGUGGCUGGCAGCGAGAACGACGUCAAAAUCAUCUCAUCAAAUCUGCUGUAGUGUAUUAUAAAGCUGGCUUUGUAUUUCUCUUUAAUGUAGAUGAAUCAUAUUACCAUGGUUUUUCCUUGUAGUAAUUUAAGUAGUGCUAGUGACGGAAGUAGCAUCAUAGUUUUGGUUUUAAGUUUUAUUUUUAUUAUUUUUUGUAUUUAUUAUUUUUUUUUUGGUGUAUCUUACUUUAAGCUUAUAGAUGUUAGAGCUUAACGAUGUUAUCGACUUACGCUGUUUUCUUUAUAUAUUGUUUUUGGGGCUUAAUGUGUUUUGAAACGGUUACAUUUAUUAUUUGAACUUUGGUACCAAUUCUUAAACUUUCAGGUGUCGUCUUUGCACACGUAAACACACUGAUACAGACGCUGGGGGGUGGAAACAAAUAGAUUAUUAUAUUCAAGUGAAAAAAGCGAGAGGGUUGUUGACUAACACACCUACGUAGUUCUGUUUGUUUGUUUUUUUUAAAUGUGACGUCUCGUUGUUAACCAUAACGAUCUAUUUUCGGCAAUAAGGAGAGGACUACAAUAUUUUCAUGGUCCUUUUUUUUCUAUAAGUGUUGUUUUGGUUGUUUAAAAAAAAAAAAAAAAGUGAUAUUACUUUGGUAAAUUGUGAAAAAAAAUAUAUAUAUAUAAAUAUCUAUACUGUAAAUAUUAUUCCAGUUAACUGCAUAUAAACUAUUAAGAAAAAAAAAAAAGAGAUGCAACAUAUUUUUGCGAUGGUGUAGGUCAACGGAUGUGCUUAGAGAGUCGAGCGGGUAAGAAAACAAAAGACGUUUUUUAAACGCUCUGAACCGUUAAUAAAAUCCAUUGUUAGCACAAAGGCCUGGACUGCCGCAUAAAGAAUUAGAAAAAAAAAAAAAAAAAAAAAAAACACUGUUAGCUUGCUUUGUAUAUACUUAAGGCCUAAUAACUGUACUAGCAUCAUACCAGCAUAUUAUCCGGUUGGAAAGCUCAGACGCGAAUGGACACGAGCGGUUACAGGUGAAGCUACACGCCAUAACUAACUCUGCUUGUUGGUGGGUUUUUUUUUUUUUUUAUUUAUUUUUUAUUGUUGUUAUUAUUAUUUUUAUUAUUAAACAAGUCGGUUUUUCAUUUCCCAGACUGAAAACUGCAAGAAGCUACAACUUCAAUAUAACAUUUAUUAAGCUACAUGAAUAAUAAUAUAAAGUCCAAAGCAGUUUUAUUUACUUAAAAAACAUGAAUUCAAAAAUAAACAGGUUCUUUUUUUAUGGUUGCUGUUCACACAUUUCAAGCGCUCGCUCUCUUUCUCUCGUCGUUGUGUACGUCCUCAAGCUUUUAUAUUUAAACUGUUUUUUCGCCAGUUUAUUUAAAUUAAAUAAAAAAUAGAAAGAAAACCAAUUCCUGUUUUCAGCAUAGUUAUAAAGGCAAUAUUUAAAGCUUGUUUAACUUAAUCCAUUAUGAAUCCUCUUUUGAACGAAUUAGGAACGCUAACCUUUUUAUACAAAUACCUCUGUGCUGUUAGUUUCACCAAGGAAGCGUUGUAAGAUUCAUUUAUUUUAGACACAAAAAUAAUAAAUAAUGCAUUAGUACAUAUGAGAAACAUCAUGGCACUGUGACUGGUAGGAAGAGCUGACAGUUUCCUAUUUGCACAUGUUUAAUGUCAGCUGUUGUCUUCGCUAGAGGGUGAACUAUGAAGGAUUAUUUUUCAUUAAAUCUGUCUUAUUUUUAUUUUGUUUUUUAUUAUAAGUAAAUACACCUGCAGAAGAAUAUACAUCUCGGUAGGAGACGUUAAACGAUAUGUAUAGUGCUGACGUCUUGGUUUUUGGAUAUAAUAUGCCUAGUUUUAAUAUUUUUUUAAUUGUUUAUAAAUGUUGGUAUUUUUGGUACAGCCCAUGUAAGACACUGAAUGCGAUGUUAAUAAACAGCUGCUGAGUUUGUUUUUUUAAUGGUAGGCUAACUUAGUUGUUGGUAGAGCAAAGGCGUCUCAAUCAAAGGGUCUUUUUUAAAGAAGAUAACUGACUGAUAGAUGGGUGCAGAUGCAGAUUUGUUUCCUGCUGGGUCUUUUUUCUUUAUUUUUUUUUUCUUUUGGAACAACCAGGUUAAGCGAAAUGCUGGACGCUUUUUAAAUAAUAAAUAAACAUGGAGACGUGAUCAAGUAAUAAUAAUUAAAAUUAAAUAUUAAUGAUAUUAUUAUUAUUAUUAUUAUUAUUAUUAUUAUUAUUAUUAUUACUACAAUAAUAAUAAUAAUAAUAAUAAUAAUAAUAAUAAUAAUAAUAAUAAUAAUAAUAAUAAUAAUAAUAAACUGUUCAUUCUGAUUUAAAAAAAAAAAAAAAAAGAAAAAAAAUUCCCUUGAGAUUUCAAUUUCUAGAAUCUGGGGAUUUUUAUUAAUAUUUUUGUGGUGGUUGAUGAAUAAUAUUAUUAAUACUAAUAAUUAUAAUAAUGUACUGUACAUCCAUCGAUUUCACUCUUUCCAUUCCCUGUCGCCUCAUCUAAUAAUCUUUUGUUGAUCAUCAAUGUAUUUCAAAUAGUGUGUAAAACAAAACCAAGUAAUCUUGUAAAGAGUGCUGUCUUGAUGCUUAUGUAGUGAUCGUUCCUCUCUUCCACGCUUUCUCUUCUCUGUCUCUUUAGUAAUUAGUGGUAGAUGUUACGUAAAUUAAGAUUUAAGAACUAGAUGUAGUCAUAGCAGAUUUAGGACCAGUAAGGACAGAACUUUCUCUUAUUAAUUUUAAAAGUAAAAAAAUUGCUAACAGUAAUUAUUUUAAUAGCAAUUUUCCUUUUUUUUAAAAAUUUUUUUGCUGAUCUCACAUGGUUUCAACUAACCAAAGCUCUGACAGAUGAAAUCUAAAAAUGCUGUAAGACUGAAGUAAAAAAAAAAAAGGCAUGAAUUGGAUCCCCUCUCCCUUGAAUGUUAAAAAAAAAAGGGGUGUGCCAUACUACCUUAAAUGCUAACGCUAGAUAUGAAACAAAACUUGUUUUAUUUUCAAUUAUUUUUUAACAGGGACACAAGCUAUAAUUAUGAAGAAAAAAAAAAAAAGAUGAUUUUAUUACGUAAAAAAAAAAAAAUCAUAUUUUUUUAGAAAGUUUAACAACGUUGAAUAAUAAUAAUUUAAAAUAAUAAUAAUUGUGUUAUAUGUUUUGAUGUUUGUACAAAUAAUAAUAAUAAUAAUAAUAAUAAUAAUAAUAAUAAUCCCAGUGGCCCACGCCACGACUAUUUUUGGAUACUGAGAUGUUUUGUUUACAUUAAUGAGUAAUUUAGUUCCCACUCAUCUAGAAACCUAAUUUUAAAGAUUUUGUGACUUGUUUUUGUACUCGAGAGGGUCUUCAUUUUAAAUCAAACAGGUGUCUUGAUCUUUUAGAGGUACCUGUGGUUGGAGGGCGAGGGUGGAGAGGAUGUUUUUGCAGGCACUACUUGCAUGAAUUAUUAAAAGUUCUUUCAAACUCUGAAAGAGUUCAACCCAACAACACGCAACAGCAGGAUCUCCUACAUUAACCGCGACCACUUCCCUUACACUAAUUCGAGUAAAGUCUCUGUUUGACUUGCUUUCAGCAGUGGGCAGCACAGACUCUAAUCCCUUUUUUUAUAACCAAGCACGCUGGGGCGUUUCAGUUAUCAGGAUAGCACGUUUUGUGAUCACAAGUUGUUUUCAUUGUUAAAAUAUUGUAUGCUUACCUUUUCAGUGCACUAUUUGUUCAUUUCAAAUUUGAGACGGCCGAGUCGCUUCCCCGUUGUUCCUCAUACAUUCUUCCCAGAGCGAUAUGAAGAUUCCUGUUUCCUGAACACUAUAAAACCAUGUUAAAUGUGACCAGAUUUAUAAUUUAAGAAUAAAAUGCCUUCAGACCUCUCCUCUCUCGUUUGAUUUAAAAUCAAGACCAGCUUGUCUUUAAAUAGUCCAUACCAUUUAUUUAUUUAUUUUUAAUAAUAAGAAGAAUAAUAAUUAUUUUUAAUUUUUUUUUUUUUUAAAUUUGAACCUGUAGCUUGGACUUUAAGGUAGCAUGGCUCUGUUGCUGUAAUUUUAUUUUUCAUUGUACAGCAGUUUACAGCUGAUGAAUGUUACACAUCUUGCUAGAUUAGUUAAUUCAUUGGAUAAUUGUUAGUAAAAUAACGACCUGAAAGGUGUUCCGUUGCAUUGCGGAAUGUAACUGCGGCAUCCGUUGAAACUUGAAUUUUGAGGCAAGUGCUAGGCUAUGGCCAGUCUACCGCUCUGUAAAACAAUAAACAGAAGCUUGGAGACUGCCUUUAUGGGAUCUAACAUACAUACACUGCAGAUGCUAAUGACCUGUGGGCUUCUGCCAGCGAGUGGAGCUGUUUAACACAGGUCUGACACGUGCUGCACACGUUCCUGAAUUCACACCCAAGCCCAAAGUCCUUCCUCACUUGGCUUUGACAGCGUGAAGAACCGCUCUGUUUGCGCCGAUCACUGCUACAUACUGACAACGGGAAAGGCUUUAAGUAACGACUUGGUUUUUGAAAUGGUUCAAACGGUUUCUCUCGAACCUGAACACUACACGCUGUCCUGCGCAAUAUUGAUGGAAGCGCUGUAAUAGCACAGCCCAGUCUCCUAAUGGUUUAUUUCACAAGUCGUAACGAAUGACUCUGUUAGCAGAUUGCCGUUUCAGAUUACGCACAAGAUGAAUUUUUAGUGUGAAGCUGACCUCCGCUUGAGGUCAUUCCCAUUCCAGUUGCCACAUUAAGAACUUUUUUUCUGAAGACUCCGUGUAAAAAUGUAAUCUGACGUACUAUAGUAGCAUAAAAACAGCAUAUUCAAAAACAGGAGAGACCGUUAUUUCCGGAGCUGCUGAUUUGAAUGUGGUUGCAGGGGGUACCUCGAGGCGUCGGGAAUUAGUGAAACUCUUCCAGUGUAUCCGAGUUUUAUUGCUUAUUCUUAGCACUUGCCCAUUUUUUAACGUUAAAGGACUUUUUAACUGAACUGACAUCUGAAAGCAUCUUUCAGGUCUUUCGUGUACGGCUUGCUGAAGCCCUGUUGUAAAAUAAACUAUGUGGAUGGGGGUCUCUCACAUCGCAGAUGUGGAAAGUAUAAUUUUAUAUUUGUAUUUUCAAAAAAUAAUAAUAAAAAAAUAACGUUUGUGAAAGGUUUCCAUCCUCUACUGUGGUCCAGAAAUCAAUGUGUUUGUCUGGGGAAAAAAAAUUCAAUCAAAUAAACUGUUUUGAA